Messenger RNA from Prorocentrum cordatum, 686 nucleotides. The record is from the annotation of a GenBank genome assembly. Lineage: Eukaryota; Dinophyceae; Prorocentrales; Prorocentraceae.
CUCUUCCGUAGCCAGUUGGGCUCAAGCCGUCUGGGCUCGCCGCGGCGUUGGCCUUUCUGUCCCCCUUUGUCCGCUGGCGGCCGCUACCAAAUCUUCCCAUGGCGAACAUCGAGGCCAAGAAGAAGGAGUGGACCGCGUGCUUGGCAAAGAGCGUCGGCGUCCCCAGCAAGUGCGAGAAGCUGCAGAACGAGCUGACUGCCAUGGCGAAGGCGAGCAACACUGACUGCUGCAUUGGCCAAACCGUCAACCUCAUGAAGUGCACCGCCAGCAGCCACAAGGCGGCAGGCUGCGCCGAGGAGUUCGUCGCCAUGCGCGAGUGCAACCGUGCCAGCGGAGCGCAGCUGGUGCGCGCGAGCUCUGGGUACGACGUCGCCCCGGGCAAGGGCGGCCUCUUCGAGGGGCUGGCCUCCACGCUCACCGGGUGCUCUGCGCCGGUGCGGACGCUGGAGGGCAUGCGGGCGUUUGGCCAGGAGUACGCGGCCAGCCUCGGGGUGCCCGGAGGCCAUGUCCGCUUCUGAGCGCUGCGCCCCUGGGGCGCAGGCCGCUCCAGAGCGCCCGCGCCGCGAGCGGCCUCGGCACGCCGCGCGCGCUCGCGCUCCGGGCAGUGCCCUGUCCCUGCUCGGCUCGCGGCUCCCGUCAUGUCCUCUGGUUCGUCCAUGGCCGCCCUCUCCUGCUCCCUCUCGUCC